AUGCCAUUUAUUAUAGUAGAAAAGUCUCACUUUGAAAAGCUAAAAGUAUUUAAAAUAGUGUUUCUCCUUAUCGUAUCAAUUGGUCUACUGAUACUAGUUUUCUUUAGUGACAUUCCAUCUCAAAUGUGUACCGAUACCGACAAGUAUUUGUUUUCUCCCAUUCGAGUUGAUUACACUGUUUGCUUGAGAAACAUCGAAGCCGUCGUCAUUAAAUUUAAGUCAUUUGAUGCAAAUGACAGAUGUGUACUAGAUAAAAACCAGAUCGGUACCAUCAUGUUAUUUACAUUUGUGAAUAUGCAGUUCUUUCCGGAAAAAGUUACAUCUUUCAAAGGCGUUAUAAUAUUGAUAGGAUAUGUCACACGUUUUAAGCUGACGGGUGUCCAUGUAGCAGACACAUGA
Molecule: messenger RNA, 399 nt
Organism: Mucor mucedo
Lineage: Eukaryota; Fungi; Mucoromycota; Mucoromycetes; Mucorales; Mucoraceae
Exons: 5
Coding region: 1-399 (132 amino acids)
Source: RefSeq, a predicted model, not a curated record